This is a messenger RNA of Theileria equi strain WA, 1851 nucleotides long. Its product is annotated as protein of unknown function DUF890 domain-containing protein. NCBI's taxonomy places the organism in Eukaryota, Apicomplexa, Aconoidasida, Piroplasmida, Theileriidae. Gene Ontology annotation, molecular function: 23S rRNA (adenine(1618)-N(6))-methyltransferase activity. The record is from RefSeq and is a predicted model, not a curated record. The coding region runs from base 460 to 1851 and encodes 463 amino acids. Gene Ontology annotation, cellular component: nucleus. Gene Ontology annotation, biological process: rRNA base methylation. The transcript has 2 exons.
AAUUAACACAUCAAGGUUUCCGAGCCCCUAAAAUGUGAAAAUAUCAUCUAUUAGUAAUUAUACAUUUGUUUAUUUCAUAAUUUUGUGGGCUAUCUCCGGUGGUGUGGGUCUAUUUUGUGUCAAGCGCUUGUUUUGUAAAUUAUUCUUGUAGGCUGUUAUCUUAAGUGUACUAUAAGUUUCUUUUGAUUCAAGUCAUUUGUGUUUAGAUAAUAUUGUAAUUUCUAUAGCUGCGGUACCGGCCGAGGAAUCUAGUCUCUGGUGUUUUCCCUUUCAAAUGUCAGUAAGCCUUUGUCUGAUGUCGUUCGUAAGAAAUGAACGCUGUGAUCUCACAAAGGUCUAUUAUAUUCGUAUAAUGUUUUAACAUUAAAAGAACUGAAUAUUCAGUUCCCGCCACUACCCUUAAUUCUGUUACGGUGUAACAUAGUCUGGUUAUAAUAAAUGUAGUAUCUUUAAUUCAAAAUGAACAAGAGAUCGAGGGAAUCUAUUUGUAGUGGUUCUGAAACCCAGGAUCAUUCAAGCAUCGACUUUUUCGGUGGAAAAUCCAUGCAUCCUCGUUCGAAACAUACUAUGAAGCAUGAUUUUCUAUCUCUUUCCAGAAUACUUCCGGUGCUUAAAAAACAUAUGACAUUGAACUUAAAGUGGAAACCAAAAAUGCCAAAAUAUCUCAUGUAUCAUUUUGAUUUCACCCAUCCUGAUGCAGUUUACCAUUUGUCUAAGGCAAUUCUGAAAUGUAUCUACAACUUGGAUUUUUAUCUUCCGUGCGGAUGUCCAAAUGGAUGUUGCGACUCGGAGUUUGAAUCCGAACUUCCCAUGGAAACCCCGCAAGUCGAUUGUUCUGAUUUCGUUUUUGAACGUUACCUAGCUCCCUGUGUACCUAACAGGGUAAACUAUAUUCAUCAUGCAGCUGAUUUACUGAAACUUGAAAACAACAGCUAUGAUGGUUAUCUAAAUUCCGUUAUUCCGUUGAAUAAAAUACUUACUGGGGGCCAUAUUGUUGUUAUGGACAUUGGGACUGGUGCAAAUUGUAUUUAUCCUCUUUUAGGCACUGCUGAGUAUUCCUGGAACUUUAUAGGUGUUGAUAUAGACGAAGAAUCACUUGCGUUAGCCAGGAAGAAUGUUUUUCUCAAUAACCUUGAGAAAAAAAUUACUCUAAGGUUACAGGAUAAUCCCAUAUCAAUGUUUGGAGGAGUUAUUUGUUCAUAUGAACUAAUAUGUCUCACACUUUCUAAUCCCCCUUUUCAUUCAUCAAUUAAAGAGAUCAACCAAAAUCCAAGAACUAUAACCUUGGGUAAGAAAAACGAAAUUAUUUUUACUCAAUCUCAGUUCUCUGUUCAUUUAUUAAAGGCUAAGUAUUUGGACUGUCUGGACAACUCAGAAAAUUGUAUGAUUCGUGGGACUGUAAAAUACACUUUUUCGGAAGACUGUAUGGAGCACGGGGAACUAGCUUUUAUCGAAAUUAUGCUUCUAGAAAGUAGACUGUAUGCUUUUAACGUUCUUUGGUUUACAUCACUGGUGGCAAAACUUUCCACAUUAAAAAAGAUUAAAAGAAAAAUCCAGUCUGACAUGCGCCUAUAUAACGCGUCAAACACCGUUCAAGAAGCCUUUUUGAACACGAAGCUUAGUCAAUUAGAUUUUCAUGCGGAAAGCUCUACUAUGAAAUUUGGACAUUGUACACAAGACAGCAUUGAUGUGUCAGAUUUGCAUGUUUGUGAAUUCAGAACGUUUGUGCUGAACCAAGGGAAGCAAACAAGAUGGGUUGUGGCAUGGACCUAUUACAAUAGUACCCAAAGAUCUAGAAUCAUUGAAAAAUUGCAAAAUAUGCAGAAAAAUAACUAUGAAACCGAUAAGUAG